CUCAGCGCUCAGCUCACGAGCUUCCCAUGGUGGAGAAGCAGGACAUGGACAGCUGCUCCGUGCUCGGCGGCCAGCAGAUGAUCCUGACCGGGCAGAACUUCAGCUCCGAUUCCAAGGUCAUUUUUACGGAGAAGACUCAGGAUGGGCAGCAAAUUUGGGAAAUGGAAGCCACAGUGGACAAAGACAAGAGCCAGCCUAGCAUGCUGUUUGUGGAGGUGCCGUCGUACCGGGACACGUCCGCCUGCCACUCGGUCAAAGUGAACUUCUACGUCAUCAACGGCAAGAGGAAGCGCAGCCAGCCUCAACAUUUCACCUACACUCCUCUGGCAUCUCCGUCCAUCAAGACAGAGCCCAUAGAUGAGUAUGAAGUCGACCACAUGGGCUUCGCCGUGCCUCAGAUCUUAGGUUUAUCCCCUCAUCCCUACUACCACAACCCCCGCAGCCUCCUCCACCCAGACAACGGCCUGGUGUCCAGCAUGUCCUCCUGCCAGCGUCUCAGCUCCAGCCUCCCGAACCAAGACGCACGUUUCCAGCAGCAGAGCCCGGCCAUCGUCUACUCCCGCGGGGGCAAGAGUCUCAGCGGCAGCCAGAGCCUUUAUCAGCCGACCGGAGGGAUGAUGACCGACCCGCACCGGUCCGUCCUGGUCCACACGGGCUCCUCGGCUCAGUCUGUAGGUCCCAUCGGUGCGGGCCAGCACCCCUCCAUCAUCCAGUUCUCCCCCACCAACCAACACCUGCUCCGGGGAGGAGACCCUCAGCCUCUCGCCGCUCCGCAGCCCGACACCCAGCAGAUCAUCUACUGCGACGGCUACUCCCCUCGCUCAGCCAGCGGCCACUCACCCACACCCCCCCAGGCCCAGGUCGAUGUCACCCAGCCUCAGCACUACCCCACCGUCAUCCAGCAGCAGCCCUACAUGCAGAAGGCGCAGCAGAAAGGUCGGGCCCCAGCCAGCGCCGAGCAGAUGGAGGCUCCGGGGGACGGACAGAGGAGGGUGACGGUCAAAGAGGAGAACCUGGACCAGGCCUACCUAGAUGAUGUGAAUGAGAUCAUAAGGAAGGAUCUGACGGGCGUUCAGGCCAGAGGACAGACAUAGAGACACAGAGGCCAGACUCCAGCAGCAGGAAGUGACAACAACACCCCACCCCCCCUCGACACACACACACACACACACACACACACACACACACACACACACACACACCAAUUAGACCUCCCUCAUUUCUUCAGCCGCAGACGUAGGAACAUCAGCUCUGGAUGUUUCCUGCAGGAAACCUGAAGAAUCAGUGAGACCCGUCACGUCUGCAGCAGGUUUUUCCCGACACCACAGCGACAAACACAGAAUGUGCCUUAUUCUGUUCAUCUCCUCUCCAGGCUCCGGGUUUUGUUUUACAAAAGCAAGAUAAAAUAAAAAAUAAAAAUCCCCAGAACAGCAGCAGCAGCCAUAAAACACACGUUCGCCUCACACUCGUGAAUGAAGCUUUCGCAGCAGUUUCUUUGCAUCGCACCAAAAAGUUCAGCCCAGAUACGACAUAUCAGAUAUUCCUCGUGACCAAAAAUCUUUGUCUUUGAUUGUUCUCGCACAAUGUGCAAGUUUUCUAACUUUUACAUGAAGAGUGUCCAAAGCCGAUCAUCUCAUUCUUAACGUGCAGUUUUUUUUUCUGAAAGUGAGACGCACGCUGCCUUAACCUUACACAGUUGAACUAUUGCGACGCGCCCGAUAUGCACUGUUUUCAAUAAGAGGGGCUCAAUGCAAUUACUUUGUUUUAUAUAAUAUUGAGUCAUGUGAAUAAUGUACCAUUUUAUAUUCCUAAAAUAUAUAUUGCAUUAUAUUCAGGUGACGUUUUCUAAUGAUUUCUAUGCUUCGGUUGUUUGACAUCGUUCGAGGUCUGAAGUCUGGCUCCUGAAAGCUGAAGAUUUAAAGGUGGUUUUAUUGCUUUUUUUUUUUUUUUUAUUAAUCAAAUUUUAUUUGUCUGUUUUAUUUCUGAUCGUAAUAACAUAUUUAGUCUAACACAAAAAUAUCCAAAGCUUAUUCUGUGUGUGUUGUUUUGUUGUAUGAGCCGUGUAUCGUGUUGGAUUUACAGUCCACCUGUAACGUCGAGCGGCCGCCUGUGCAGAGGCUUCGUGCCGUCACACGUAGAGAUUUUAUUUUCCGCAGCUGCCGUCACACUGUCCGCACGAUGGCGACAUACAGUCUGGAUUACUGGUGUGCUUUAUACGAAGGGCAGCAGUUUAAAAACAAUGUCUUUGUGAUAUUUUGUUCUAUUUCAAAUAGAAGUAAAUGAAUUGGAGUGGACCUUAAAAGUGCCAAGUGUCAUUUCUGUGAUUAUAAAAGAAAAACAAAAGUAAAAUAUACGACUGAAUCUCAAUGUUUAAUAUUUGAUAUGGACCUAUUUGAUAUAAUAAGAUUAUAUUUUGUAAUAUUAGCAAAGCUGAUAUAUUUCUCAUUGAGCCAGUACAGCACAAGUGCAUUUGACAUUUCUUGAAUGUAAUCUAUAUAUGACAUAGUUUGUUUUUUUUCCCCUUCCCUGUAAAUAUUAGACACAAAGUGCGAUUGUUGAAGUGGAAGUAGAAUGUUUCGUAUCCUUUAUCUGUUUAUAAUUCAGUUAUCAUCAUAUCUUUCAUAUGUUUUAUUACCAUGUACAAGUCUGUUGUCGUCUGAAGGGAAUUUAUGAUUUACAUGACCUUAAAUUUGUUAAAGUUUCCCCUUAAUAGGUUCUAUUUUUGUUCAUGCAUUUGUUAUUAUAAUUAUUAUUAUAAUUUUACAGUCCUUUAAAAAAAAAAAGUCUUUGGUUAAUGAAGGGUUAUUAAUUCUGUCUUAUUUUAUUUUCUGUGUCGAUAGUUUUGUCUCGUAUUUGUUUCAGUUUGAGUCUCACUCGACCUUGUGCCGCCUUUUAAAAAGUCUGUCUCAUGCUAUUUUUGUAUCCUUAAAAGUAGAAAUA
Messenger RNA from Paralichthys olivaceus (Japanese flounder), 2940 nucleotides. Lineage: Eukaryota; Metazoa; Chordata; Actinopteri; Pleuronectiformes; Paralichthyidae. The record is from RefSeq and is a predicted model, not a curated record.